This is a messenger RNA of Ictidomys tridecemlineatus (thirteen-lined ground squirrel), 4247 nucleotides long. The record is from RefSeq and is a predicted model, not a curated record. NCBI's taxonomy places the organism in Eukaryota, Metazoa, Chordata, Mammalia, Rodentia, Sciuridae.
AGGGAGCCGGCUUGAAGGUGGAGGGUCUCUGCCUGGGACCCCACCAGCAUUCCUUUGUUCUUCAUUCAUUCAUUCAUCAGCUAGGAUUCCCUAACCUUGGGGCCAGACCAGCUUCCCCCGCUGGAGAAGUCAGGGCAGAGGAGCAAGGAGUUCCACACCUUGCUGGGAUACCCCAGACCCUGGGGUCCCACAGACAGGAAUGUUUGAAGGGUGCAGGGCUGGGAGUGCAGCUCACUGGCCUUAGCAUGGGCAACGUCCUGGGUUAAUUCCUAGCACUGCAAAAAAGAAAAAUAAUAAAAAAAAAAGCAGGGUGCAAAAGUAUAGAUGCUGUGGGGGUGGGUGUCUAAGCCAGAGGGAGGGUGUGAGCUAGACUGAGCUGGAGUGGGCACUGGAAACAGUGUUGUGGGGCCCAGGGUCAGCAUCAGGCACCAUCAUCACCCUGUGAUAGUGGGAUUACAGGACUAGUAAGGGGAACAUUUUCAGCAGGAGCGAGAGUUCCAGAGCAAUUAUGGAGGGCUUCCAGGGUCAAAUGUGGAGGCAGGGUGAAGAACCUCAGGGCCAUACCUGAAGUCCAUGGGGCCAGCCUUGGGGUGUGUGGGGGGGAAGGGGAGGCCAGAGAAAGAGAGUGGAUCUUGGAGGGACUCCAAGGUCACAUGGCACCAAUGAGUCAGGGAAGGAUCUCAGAAUCAGAUCUUCAGAUCUGAGGGUCACAGUUUCAGUCUUGGAGUUUCAGGAGAUCCCAGGGUCAGUCGGGGGCUUCUGCUUUGUCUCAGCUCUAGGCUCUAGGCGAGAGGGAAUUCUGGGAGAAAUUGGAGGCACAUCCCCUCACAAACAGCCCAGAGAAGGCACUGCCAGGCUCCAUGCUGCCUACCACCUGGUAGACAACCCCUCUCUUAGAGUAGGCCCUCCGAUGUCCUGGUAGUUUCUGGAAUCACUCACUUGUCUUUCCCACUGAACUUCCACCCUCCUUCCUCCCCGCUUUACUUUCCAUUUGAAGGUUCUGUUAGCCUAAGCAGGUGAGGGGAGGUCACACCUGUUCCUCCUCCCACUGGCUCCCCUCCCUCCCACAGGUGAGCACCCCUCCUCGGGGUCCAUGUGCCCACCCCAGGCCCUGGCAGAGGUGGGCCCCACCAUGACUGAGAAGGCCGAGAUGGUCUGUGCUUCCAGCCCAGCCCCUGUCCCACCCACUAAGCCUGCCUCACCUGGGCCUCUACCCUCAGAUGAGGUGGGCCACAGAGGUGGCUCCCCAUCCAGGUUGCCCCCUGGUGUACCAGUGAUCAGCUUGGGUCAUACCAGGCCCCCAGGGGCAGCCAUGCCCACCACAGAGCUGAGUGCCCUCCGGCCCCCCUUGCUGCACCUCUCCACUCUGGGAACUACCCCGCCCACCCUGGCUCUGCAUUACCACCCUCACCCCUUCCUCAACAGCGUCUACAUUGGGCCAGCAGGACCUUUUAGCAUCUUCCCUAGCAGCCGGCUGAAGCGGAGACCAAGCCACUGUGAGCUGGACCUGGCUGAGGGGCACCAGCCCCAGAAGGUAGCACGGCGCGUGUUCACCAACAGCCGCGAGCGCUGGCGGCAGCAGAACGUUAACGGCGCCUUCGCAGAGCUCAGGAAACUGCUGCCGACUCACCCGCCCGACCGGAAGCUGAGCAAGAACGAGGUGCUCCGCCUGGCCAUGAAGUACAUCGGCUUCCUGGUGCGGCUGCUGCGCGACCAGGCAGCAGCGCUGGCUGCAGGCCCCGCCCAACCCGGGCCCCGUAAACGGCCUGCUCGCCGAAGCCCAGACGAUGGCGCCCUCCGGGGGUCCGGGCGCAAGGCCGAGGUGGCGGCGCGCUCGCAGCCCGCGCCCCUGGCAGACUCCGACAUCAACCCCAAUGGGGCAGUACGGCCCAUCAAAAUGGAGCAAGCGGCUGUGAGUCCCGAGGUGCGGUGACCCCCAUACAGCGGCGCCUCUGAGCCGUGGGUGCCACCGAAGACUCAGACCGGGACAGUGGAGGAAAGGUCUCGCUUCGCCGGCUCCCGAGCGAACUGUCAAAGAGGGACUUAGACACGACGUCCCCAUAGGGGAGAGAUCCUGGGGGUCUGGAAGGGUGACCAUCAUCCCAAGGGGCCCCGCAGACGUUUUCCGCCCUGUAGAUUACCCAGGAAGCGCGGUCGUCGGACCCAAGUGGUGCUCCACCUCUGCACUUGUGGGGGUACUGGGGUCGCUGUGGGGGAGGGAGGAGUCUUCCCCUUCUCACGGCGCCCCCUCCUGGAGACUCAAGAACUGACUCGGAUGGCCUGUGCGGCACACCUGGCGCCCGAAGAGCCAGGCAGCAUAGACACCCGGCACCUAGCCCACAGACUCGACCCGGUCCCGCACGAUCGCGUUAGCGAAGGCUCUGGAGCUCUUGCUUUUGUUUUUCUUUAUUUCUUUAUUUCACAUACACAUUAGCCAUUCAAUGGAGAAGCCGGAGAGAGUCAGGCAAAGAUGGUAUAACAGAAGCGCAGUGACGGGGGCGGGGCGGGGCGGGGCGGAGAGGGAACAGACGGGCUGGCUGCCUACUUGCAUUCCGCUAGGACACUGAAAACCCAGAAAACAAAACAGACAGUAAACUACCCUUGUUUCUUAUGUAUCUCAGUGCAGAGACGGGGGGCGGGUGGAGGGCAGAGAGGGGGAGACCAGGCUGAAGGAGGAGCAGAGGGAGGGGGACGCUAAGGGGGAAGCACACCAAAUCCAUUAGUACUAUAUAUAGAGAUACUCGUAUAUACUGCGUUUCUUAGCCUAAGAAGAAACUUGUUUGACGGGACGGGCGGCCUUUGCGGUCCGCGAUGCUGGUGCUGGUCGGGCGCACGGAUCUCCCGGGAGGGGCUGAAGCGGGGCUGGCCCAGGCUGGCUUGCGGGGUGAAGGGGGCGCCCCAAGGGUGGGUGGGAUGGGGGCAGCAGAGGUGGGGCUGGGGUGCCCCUCGGGCUCUCGAUUGGGGGACAAAAGUUCUCGUGACUUUAUUGCUCCUUAUUUUCUCUCGUGUGUGUGUGUGUGUGUGGGGGGUCCGUUCAGCACGGUCGGGGUGGGGAAGUGGUGGGUCGUCUGAGCCACCCGGCCCCUCUGGGACCCAGAGCGCGGCGUCCGCUCCGCCAGCACGGGGGUGAGAACAAGGCACUAGGUCGGCCGGCCAGCGCGGGGGCGGGUGUGUAAGGCAGUCGACAGGGCUGGUUGCGGGAUGGGGCGGGGCUAUGUGCGGGGCCGUGUGCGUGCGUGCGUGCGAGCGCGGGUCUGGGCAAAUCAACCUGUCAGCGUGGCUGGUCCUGUCCUGGAGCAUCGAGCCUUCCGGGUGCUCCCCGGAGCGGGCCGGGGGAGGAGGAGUGAUGUUGAGUAGUAGUGGUGGUGAUGGUGGGGGUCACCGGGGAAGAGGUUCGGGGAGGAAACUACCAACUUGCUGAGCGCGCUCCUGAUAAUGCUGGUGAGGGUCAAGUUGGCGUCUGGCUCGAAGAAGGGCGCUCGGGGCGGAGAGGGAGGGAGGGAAGGAACAUUUGUUCGUUGGCAUUGACCUCUGCAGGGGAGGGGCUUGGGACCCCCUGCCGCGCCCCUGUGCCCAGACGGCGAUGGUGCGAGGAGGGGGCGCAGUGCCCAGGGAGGGGACGCCCGGGGAGAUCCGCGGCAAGAGCAGCCCAGCCGCCGGGCGCACGCCGCUGUCCCGUUCCGUUAAACUCAACAAAGAAGGGAUAUGCGUGUUCCUAACAAGUGCAGGAUAUUUAAUUGAUUCAUAAACUUAUGUAUAAUAGUUUGUGGGUUUUUUAACGUACUUUAUAAUGUAAGAAGCACCAGGGUUUUUAUGUUUAAUUAUCUUAAAAUAAUUUUCUCUCGUCCUUUUUUCCUUUUUGAUAUUGUGUUGGUUUUGUUUUGAUUUUUCAUGUCGAGGUGUUUUUUUUUUAACUUCAAAAUGUGUACGUUUCCUUCAGCCCUCCCACCGAAACCGAGAACGAACGACGAAACAAAUAAAAACCCCAGAUCAUCCUCGUCAACGCAGGAAAAUGACUUAAAAAAAAAGAAAGAAAAAGAAGAAAAAAAAGGAAAGGAAAAACACUCAGCUUUCGUCAUCCCCGCGCAGGGCGGGGCAGGCCUAGUUCUUUUAGCGUCCCCAGAGCCGCGAGGACAUUACAACAAAAAUAGAAUUUUUUUUCUUAACAAUCUCUUAACAUACAAAGAUAGGAAAACUCUCUGAUGCAUUGCACUUGGUUCAAUGAAAAAAAGUUCAUUUCCCCCAUA